Molecule: messenger RNA, 3461 nt
Organism: Carassius gibelio (silver crucian carp)
Lineage: Eukaryota; Metazoa; Chordata; Actinopteri; Cypriniformes; Cyprinidae
Product: protein eva-1 homolog A
Exons: 8
Coding region: 74-1483 (469 amino acids)
Molecular function (GO): carbohydrate binding
Source: RefSeq, a predicted model, not a curated record
GGUGUCUCCAGUCAUGGAAUCAGACAUCACUUUAGGGUUUGAGCUCUGAUUCUCUCAGGAAUCAUCGGAUCUGAUGGGACAUUUAAGGAUGGUUUUCCCUGAUGUCUCAUAUUCACUGCUGUUGUUGGGAAUCUCGUUUCUGACUGGCUUCACUAAAACUUCACAGGACUUCUCAGGUUAUCUGUCACGUGUUCUGAGGAAUUACACUGAACAGGCGUGUGACGGAGAAUUCCUGACUGUUCGCUGCCCACCCAGAACCUCAAUCACCGUCCAAUCAGCUUUCUACAGCAUAACAGACCACGCCCACUCACCUCAGUGCCCAAACCCUUACAGCAGUGCUGGACCACGCUCAGUGCAUGACAUCACUUCCUGUCAUGUGUCCACAUCCUUGCAGAAGAUGCUGGAUGAAUGUGAGGACAGGCGGAGAUGUCAGGUUCUUGUCAACAGUCGUUUGUUUGGGACGGACCCCUGUCCCACCGUCAACAAAUACCUCAGUGUGCGGUACAAGUGCAGGCCGAGUGAGUAUAAGAGUAAAGUGGUGUGUGAAGGCGAGCGCUUGCGGUUGGGCUGUAAGACAGGGAUGCAAAUCGUGGUUUAUUCGGCCAUGUUUGGCCGCACACAGCAGGGAACACUGGAGUGUCCUCCACACCACCGGAGGGCACCAUCUGUCGACUGCUCAUCAGAUGUGGCUCUGCAGGUGAUGACAUCACGUUGCCAGGGGAAACGCUCCUGUGUGGUCCGCGCCUCGACACAAGAGUUCGGUGACCCCUGUUACCACGGCACCCGCAAAUACCUCAGCGUCAUACACACCUGCGUCCCAAAGAAACUGCUGCAGGAGUCAGUUUCCAGGCAUCCAUCCUUCCCAUCUCCUCCAUCUGUGCCUCAUGAUCCCAACGUGGUGGGAGACAGCGCUCCUCCUGACGGGACCCCAUCUCUGACCUCGGACUCUGCACCAGGGAGGUCGACACGAGGACGGAGUUCUGGUCCGUAUUCAGAAGAGACGGAUCAGUCUGGAGAAAGUGAUCCGAACCCAACCAUCUCCAGCGUGAUCAGACCAGCCAUGGCCCUCAUCAGCAGCAUGCUGGUGGCCUACACCUACAUCACAGAGCACCCGGAGCGCUGUGCGCUGUAUUUCAUGUGUGGCAUCUGUGCCGGUCUGUUCCUCACGCUCUUCGCUCUGGUGGUUCAGAUUUCCUGUCGUACAGACUGUAAACCUCGUCACGCCGUCGCUAAGAAGAGCCAGAGACCCGCAGACUCCGACAGCGACCCCAGCGACUCUGAUUCAGACUGGGACUCGAGCUCGGACCUCUCGGCCCGACGGCACCGGCGCUUCGAACGCAUGCUCAACACAAACGUCUUCACGUCAGCAGAGGAGCUGGAGCGAGCGCAGCGACUGGAGGAGAGAGAGCGCAUCAUACGGGAAAUCUGGAUGAACGGACAGCCGGACGUCCCAGGAACCCGCAGCCUGAAUCACUACUACUAGAGCACCGCCUCCCAUCAGACAAAUCCAGAUGGGAAGCUAAAGCAGUAGUGUGGCAUUAAACGGUGUAUUUGCAGUGGAAAUAAGCUCGUGGUUUAUUCAUGAGGUGAAAGGUCAAAUGCUGCUGACAAGUCAGAUUUGGGAAUAUUCUUACCUGAUGUCUUGAAGUUAGACAUUUUCUGCAGCGUGCAGCUAAAGCUAAGGCUCAUGGGAGAUGUGGUUGAGUUGAAAGGAGUCUAUAGGCAGCUCGGAGAGGCGUGAUAAGCUCUAAACACUGUGAUUGGUCCUUCACUCUGCCUGUCAAACAGUGAGGACCGCCUUCUGUAGAAAGAGAGACCUGAGCAAAUUAAGUGCCUUUCAGUUUGAUCUGACAAAUACACAUGUACAGUACAGUGGGACUAAAACAUAUUUGGACACUUAUAAAUAUCUGAAUGUCAUUGCAUUAGGAAACAAAUAGAACAAACCAAGCUGCGACUGCAAGAAAAUGAUGCUGGAGCUUCACUUUUCUGCAUCGGUUUUGCUUAAUGACCUUUAAUUUCCUCCACAGUGCCACAUUUAAUUUUUUGGUAACACUUUACAAUGAGGUUGCAUUUGUUAACAUGAACUAACAAUACAAAAUACUUUUAAAGUUUAGUGAAUUCAAAAGUUCUAUGUUUGUAUUUAAACCUGAGGUAUACAAGCCUUUUUCAGCCAUGGGAUAAAAAAUAAAAUAAUGAAAUAAAGGUAAUUUGUGUUUUAUCUAAUCUUGUAAUUCCUUUUUCUUAGAAUCCUUUACAUUUUGCAGUUUUCCCCCCUCACCACAGAAUAAAAAACCGGAUAAUAAUUGUGACUUUUGGCUGGUUGCUGGUAAUUGUGACUUUUAAGCUCACAAUAAAAAAAAAUAAAAAAAAAAGAUGUAAACUCAAAAUUAUGAUUUCUUUUUCUUCACAAUUUAAUAUAUUGUAGUUGUCAAUGAAGAUAAAAAGUGGUAAUUACCUUUUUAUUUUUUUAUCCCAUGCUGGGAACAAGCUUCCAUAAACAUAAAUAAACAGUAUUUUUAUCAAAUGUUUUAAAAAGUUAAUAAAUACUCCAACAAAUGUAUUGCACAUUUUUAGUUAAUUUGACCUGAUUGUAAAGUGUUACCUUUUUUUUUUUUUUUCAUUUUUAACACUAAAUUAUUUAUUUAUUAUACCUAACAGACUUAUUUUGAUGAUUUGCUGAAAGUCUGCUUGUGCUGUGCUUUCUUCAAAAAUAAAUGCAACUUGGUUUGAUAUUUUAUUUUCUAAUGCAAUGACGUAAGUGCAUUUUUAAGGGUGACUUAUGCAUCCAAAUAUUUUUGGAUUUUUUUUUUAUAUAUAUAUAUAUAUAUAUAUAUAUAUAUAUAUAUAUAUAUAUAUAGAUAUGCUGUAAAAUCAUCUCAGCUUUUAUGAAAUCUAUUUUGAUAUUUAAAUAGCUUUUGAUACCACUAUUUUUUUUGGAUGACAUAUUUUUUAUACUGUGGCAAAGCUUGCCUGGUUGCUCAGGGAUGCAAUCAAAAGUGCUCUGUGUAUAAUCAUAUAUUCUUUAAGGGGAUGAGAGACAAAUGUUCCUGCAUAGAUGCAACUGUGACCUCAGAGAGGUUUUUAUAGGAUGAUGAUACACAUCGCUGCCGUGCCUUAGACACAAGACGCAUCUGCCAACACAGCUAAUCACUCACUCACUCACUCACUCACUCAUUAAUGUUAAUGAUACGAAAUCAUAAAUAACGUCCUUUCCAUUCUUAAAAAUAAAGGUUUUCAAUGGUGCUGCAAAGAGAUUCAGCAAAGAGCUUCUUCUUAAGAACUAUUUAUGGCUUUAUAAGGUUCCUGAGUUGGAUAUAUAAACAAAGUAUUACUAUUGUGGGAAGUAUGUUCCCUAAGCCUUUAUUUUUAAGAGCCCAUUCCCACACAGGGAAAAUGUAAUAUAUAAUAUUCAAGUUUUUUUUUUCUUCUCAAAGCAAGCCAAUAAACAUGAAGUGUCUCGA